AUGGAUAACUUGACUAGCUUAACGAGUUUGCAAUUGGAUUUUAAUAACUUCACUGGUCAAUUGCCGCAGCAAAUAUGUGGUGGUGGAUUACUUGGUGAGGUUUCAUCAAAGUGGGGGAAGUGCCAGAAUUUAACAAGUCUCAACAUCUCCAACAACAAUCUUUCAGGCUCCAUACCACCUGCACUUGGUAAGGCAACUCAGCUACAGGUUCUUGACCUGUCCUUAAAUCAUCUAGCAGGAAGUAUUCCAGAUGAACUUGGAAGUUUGAAGCUAUUAUUCAAACUUAUGCUAAGUGGCAAUAAACUAUCUGGAGAGAUUCCUCAUGGAAUCGGAAUGCUAGCUGAUCUAUGGAAUCUAGAUCUAGCAGAAAACAAUCUAAGUGUCUUAAUCCCAAAAGAACUUGGAGGGUGCUUCAGGCUGUUACAGUUGAAUUUGGAAAACAAUAAAUUUGAAGGCAGUGUUCCUUGGGAAAUAGCUAAUAUGAACUCUCUUCAAAAUCUUGACCUCAGUUCAACUUUGUUGGCGGGGAAGAUACCACCACAGCUUGCAGAAAUUUCCAUUCCUUCUGGUUUUGGUGAAAUGAAGAGCCUGACAAUGGUUGAUAUGUCCUUCAACCAAUUGGAAGGUCCCAUUUCUAAUUCCAAAGCCUUCCGCAACGCUCCAUAUGAAGCAUUCAGAAACAACAAAGGCUUAUGUGGUAAUGUCACUAGUUUGCAGCUUUACCCAACAAGGACUCAGGAUCCUCAUGGAAAAGAGAGCAAAAAUGUGAGAAUAUUAAUCAUACUGAUCCCUAUUUUCUGCAGCCUAUUUCUUCUAUCCAUUUUUGUAAUUCUAUACAUUCAUCAUAGAAGAAGAAGAAGAGGGACAAAAACAAACACUCCAGAUGACAUUGAAACUCAAAAUCAAGAUUUGUUUGCAAUAUGGAGCUACAAUGGGAAGAUAGUGUAUGAAAACAUAAUUGAAGCAACAGAGGAAUUCAACUCCAAAUAUUGCAUCGGAGAGGGAGGAACAGGGAGUGUUUACAAAGCAGAGUUAAGCACUGGUCAAGUUGUUGCUGUGAAGAAGCUUCAUGCUAACGCAGAUGGUGAUGAUCACGAGAUGUCUUAA
Ziziphus jujuba (common jujube) is the source of this 1107-nucleotide messenger RNA. Its product is annotated as probable leucine-rich repeat receptor-like protein kinase At1g35710. The transcript is spliced from 3 exons. Gene Ontology annotation, molecular function: protein binding; ATP binding. NCBI's taxonomy places the organism in Eukaryota, Viridiplantae, Streptophyta, Magnoliopsida, Rosales, Rhamnaceae. The record is from RefSeq and is a predicted model, not a curated record. Bases 1 to 1107 code for a protein of 368 amino acids.